Molecule: messenger RNA, 1055 nt
Organism: Paramecium tetraurelia
Lineage: Eukaryota; Ciliophora; Oligohymenophorea; Peniculida; Parameciidae
Exons: 6
Biological process (GO): protein import into mitochondrial matrix
Cellular component (GO): mitochondrial outer membrane translocase complex; mitochondrial outer membrane
Molecular function (GO): transmembrane protein transporter activity
Source: RefSeq, a predicted model, not a curated record
AUGGCAGCAAUGAACAAAGAAUAGGUUGACAUGGAUAAUCCAGCAUUCGCCUAACAAGAUCCACAUCUUAAAAUAAAUGAUGAGGAAGAAAUGAGUUUACCACCUUAAUUUAGAAAUCGUUACCCAAGAAGACCACCACUUUUUGAUGGUUUAUUGAACAAUGUUAGGGCUGUUACAAAAAAAGUAGAACAUAUCAAAGGAUUUAAAUUUGAAGUAGCUGGAGGAUUAUCCAGUAAUUUUCAUUUAGCUCAUUCCUGGAUGAUUCCACCAUCAAGCAAAGGCAAGGCACCUAAUCCUAAUCCUAUGAAACAACCUCCAGUUCCAAGUUACACUCUAGCUGCUCAAUAUUUAGGAGGAGAGUUGAGAACUCCAUUUGAUCAACCUUCUUAUAUCAUGACAGGAAGAUGGGACUCUACUGGUAAAUUGGAAGCUGCCAUUAUAAAGAAAUUGAAUGAAAUGUUUAAUUUUAGAUUCAGCGCAUUCUAUUUAGAUUCUAGUCCAAAUAAUGCACAAGUCCAUUUUGAUUGCGAUAUAACUGGAGAUGAUUAUGUUCACUCCGUUAAGCUGGGCACAGGAUUAUACAGUUUCAAUAUGAUGUAAACCAUCGGAAAGAGAGUGGUACUGGGAUAUGAAAUGAUGACAUUGACUGAAAGAAACAUGUCAUUGAUGAGUUAUGCCUUUAAGUUUGGAAUCAGCUAAAAGUAGAAUUUGUAUGCCUAAUACGUUGGAGCUGCAGAUUAAUUAAUUCUAGCCUACAACCAUAGACUCUUGGACAAAGCUUACUUCAUGUCAGAACUUGAAUACUCAAAUUAAUCAGGGGAAUCCAAAACUAUUCUUGGCUACAGAUAAAAGUUUGCCACUUCUGAAGUCAUAAUCACUAUAAAUUCAAAAAUGAAGUUCAGUUCUGCUUUAACUUUGUAAGGAUUCGCUUAUCAAUUAAAAUUAUGUGCCGUUGCAGAUUACAAUAAGGAUUCAUAUAAGUUUGGUUAUGGUAUUGCGAUGGGUUAAGUUUGAUAACUAGUAUAUUAAAAAAGUAUAUAUUUUCAAGUUUUAGC